AUGCCGUGCCAGCAGUGGAGGUGCAGGUGGGCUCUGCCCUGUGCCCUGCUCCUGCUUUUCUCAGGUCUCCAAAUCCUGGUGACUCACGGCUGGGGUCCCCAAGGGGAAGGGCAUGGUGAAGAUCAAACAGUCUUGGACCUUUACUUCCCUGCCACUGUGGAAUACGCCUUACAUGUAUACAACCUGAAGAGCCAAGACAGCAACGCAUACAAGGUGGUGCGUGUCCUAAGGUCGUGGAGGGAGCAGAUGGAGGCAAAUGGCUUCGUGUUCUCCAUGGAGCUGGAGCUCAGUCGAACCAGGUGUAGGAAAUUUGAUGAAGACAUUGACAACUGUCCAUUUCAAGCAAGUCCCAACGUGAACAACACCAUCACCUGCCUCUUUACAGUCCACACUGACCCAUGGAGAACAAAGUUUCAACUCCUGAACAACACCUGCUCGGAGAGCUCCAUUGAGUGAGACCACACCCCAGCCUGCUGUCCUCCUGGGCACCAGCGAUGCCCUGGCCAUGGCCCUUCAGUGCCUGAACAGCUCUGGUUCUAUUCUGUGUAUAAGCAGGUCUCUGAGUGUCACUUCAGGCAAUGUGGCCAUUCCUCCCUGUCCAUUUCCUCCCAUAGAUUUGCCAUUAAA
Messenger RNA from Hippopotamus amphibius kiboko, 627 nucleotides. Its product is annotated as cystatin-9-like. The transcript has 3 exons. Lineage: Eukaryota; Metazoa; Chordata; Mammalia; Artiodactyla; Hippopotamidae. Gene Ontology annotation, molecular function: cysteine-type endopeptidase inhibitor activity. The record is from RefSeq and is a predicted model, not a curated record. The coding region runs from base 1 to 456 and encodes 151 amino acids. Gene Ontology annotation, biological process: antimicrobial humoral response.